Messenger RNA from Larimichthys crocea (large yellow croaker), 764 nucleotides. Its product is annotated as perforin-1. The transcript is spliced from 2 exons. The record is from RefSeq and is a predicted model, not a curated record. Gene Ontology annotation, molecular function: wide pore channel activity. Gene Ontology annotation, cellular component: membrane. NCBI's taxonomy places the organism in Eukaryota, Metazoa, Chordata, Actinopteri, Sciaenidae. Bases 132 to 515 code for a protein of 127 amino acids. Gene Ontology annotation, biological process: defense response to virus; T cell mediated cytotoxicity; immunological synapse formation.
CUGAGAGUGUAGCAGAUUGUUUUAUUUUUUGGGGGAGGUCAAGAUAUGAGUGCUGAUGGCCUAUAAAAACAUGCAACAGCAGAUGGAUAGGUGAGAAGAAAGAUAUCAAGACAACAGUGUCCUAUCAAGUCAUGGCCUUCAGGCUUCCCCUCUUGCUAGUCCUAUGCAGUCUGACUGUGGCUCAGUCCCAGCUGCAGUUGUUUAACCUGCGGGCAACUGGUCUACCCUCUGAUUUGCUGGGAAUCACAGAUGGCUAUGUCAAGGUGUUCUGUGACUCAAUUAGUCUGGGGAAGACAUCCAUCCGUCACAAUGAAGUCAACCCCUGGUGGGAGGAGGUUUUUGCCUACUUCAAAGCCCAGGAAAACAAUGUACUGAGGCUUGAGGUUCAUGACAGUGAUCUCGUCUUCGAUGAUUUGCUGGGAGUCUGUGAGCGUCAGAUCAAGCUGGGAACCUAUGAGCACGACUGCAUCUUGAAUGAAGGUGGCACCCUCCAUUAUGCCUACACCCUUGGCUGAGACAAUUCAUGUAUAGUGUUUACAUGCAAUCUUCACAUCUCCCAGAUAUAUGAUUUCUAAGACACUAACUGUGAGUAGUUAGGUUUUUUGUCCCAAAUCUAUGUUUCAUUAUUUAGGAUUAGACCAGAAAAAUAGUCACUCAAAUACAUAAACUUGAUCACUAAACCUUAUUCCAGUGACUAUAUCAUUGUCUCUUUUACCCUGUUUCCAAGGUUGUCAAAAAUAAAUAAACUGUGCUGCAAUACCAAA